AUGAAUUCUAAUCAGUUUGUCCAUUCAAGUGCUCCCACUCGAAGGGUUCGAACCAUCCAGUUCGGAAUCAUGGGACCAGAUGAAAUCAAAGGCUUCAGUGUCGCCAAGAUCGAACAUCCUGAGACCUACGAGGAGGGUGGCAUCCAUCCCAAAGUGGGUGGCCUAUCGGAUCCGAGAAUGGGAACUAUCGAUCGUAACAUGAAAUGUCAAACCUGUGGUGAAGAUAUGUCGACGUGUCCAGGUCAUUUCGCUCACAUCGAACUCGCUCGUGCGGUCUAUCACGUUGGGUUCCUAAAUCGCGUCAAGAAAAUCCUAGAAUGCGUCUGCGUUCAGUGUUCCAAACUGAAAUCUGAUGUCGUUACCGACCCUGCUCUGGAGCUGAUUGCAAGGCGGAUCAAGGACCCAAAGAAACGAUUUACCGCUGUCCAUCAACUGUGUAGGGGAAAAAACAUUUGUGAAGCCGAUGUGAAUGAUGAUAAGCCCGAGAACCCUGACGAACCAGUCCCCGAUGAUCAACCUAAGGGCCACGGCGGAUGUGGGCAUCUUCAGCCUCAGAUUCGGAAAGAAGGCCUCAAGAUGUUUCUACAGUACACCAAACGAAAGGGCGAGGAAGAUGAGGAAGGUGUUGGUACUUUAGCUGGCACAGAACGGAAGCCACUACCCGCUUCACAAGCUCAAGCGAUCCUACGGCGGAUAUCAGAUGAGGAUUUGCAAAUCCUGGGAUUACAUGCUUCAGAAGCUCGACCAGAGUGGAUGGUUCUCACCGUACUCCCUAUUCCUCCUCCCCCCGUUAGACCAAGUAUCGCUAUGGAUGGUGGCGCAACCCGAGGAGAAGACGAUUUGACUUACAAGCUUGCCGAGGUCAUCAAGGCUAAUCAGGCUGUCCGUAAGUUUGAAAGCGAAGGAGCUCCUGCCCAUGUGAUCACAGAGUUUGAAACUCUUCUGCAGUGGCAUAUCGCAACCUACAUGGACAACGAUCUCCCAGGACAGCCACAAGCUCUUCAGAAGUCCGGUCGACCGAUCAAAUCUCUGAGAGCGCGUCUGAAAGGAAAAGAAGGACGGCUGAGAGGGAACUUGAUGGGAAAACGAGUGGAUUUCUCGGCGCGAACGGUAAUUACAGGUGAUCCGAAUCUUCAGCUCGAUCAGGUUGGUGUACCCUAUUCGAUUGCCAGGAACUUGACCUAUCCAGAGCGAGUUACACCCUAUAAUAUCAGCUAUCUGCAAGAACUCGUCCAAAACGGUCCUACUGAAUAUCCCGGCGCAAGAUAUGUGGUUCGUGAUACAGGAGAUCGGAUCGAUUUGCGCUAUAACAAACGGGCCGACACUUUCCUUCAGUAUGGCUGGAUUGUUGAGCGACAUUUGAAGGAUGGUGAUUAUGUGUUGUUCAAUCGCCAGCCGUCACUACAUAAAAUGAGUAUGAUGUCACAUCGUAUCAAACUAAUGCCCUACUCCACGUUCAGGCUGAAUCUCUCUGUAACUCCGCCAUAUAACGCCGAUUUUGACGGAGACGAGAUGAACUUGCACGUGCCCCAGUCCGAAGAGACCCGAGCAGAGCUAGCUCAGAUUGCCUGGGUACCUCGCAACAUCGUUUCGCCCCAAGCCAACAAGCCAGUGAUGGGAAUCGUUCAAGACACCCUUUGUGGGGUACGGAAGUUUACAUUGCGGGACUGCUUUAUGGAUCGAGACUUUGUUCAGAACAUUCUACUCUGGGUGCCCGGAUGGGAUGGAGUAGUACCACCACCAGCGAUCCUGAAGCCCAAACCACUAUGGACCGGUAAACAAAUCUUAUCAAUGUGCAUACCCAAGGGCAUCAAUCUGCUUCGAGAUGAUGAAAAUCAGACAUCCAUCCCUAUCGCCGACAAGGGUUUGUGGAUCGAGGAUGGAGAAAUCGUCUAUGGGGUGGUAGAUAAAAAGUGUGUGGGUGCUUCUCAGGGAGGACUGAUUCAUGUGAUUUUUCGUGAAAAAGGUCCCCAAGUUACUCGUGGUCUGUUCUCGGGCAUUCAGAUGGUUGUCAACUACUGGUUGCUCCAUCAUGGAUUUAGCAUCGGUAUUGGCGACACUGUCCCUGACAAGGCUACGAUGGAGGCCAUCACCAACUUCAUCUCGGAAGCCAAGAGGGAGGUCUCAGAAACCAUCUCUUUGGCCCAAGAGGACAAACUCCAACCAGAACCUGGGAUGACGAUUCGCGAGUCAUUUGAAGCGAAGGUGAACAGAGCUCUCAACACCGCUCGAGACAAUGCCGGUCGGUCGGCCGAACAGUCUUUGAAGGAUGACAACAACGUCAAGCAGAUGGUCACAGCAGGCUCCAAAGGUUCAUUCAUCAACAUCUCUCAGAUGUCGGCAUGCGUGGGACAACAGUCCGUCGAAGGGAAACGUAUUCCCUAUGGAUUCAAGUAUCGAACCCUGCCCCAUUUUACCAAGGAUGAUUACUCGCCCGAAUCGCGGGGAUUUGUCGAAAACUCUUACUUGCGAGGACUGACUCCGCAAGAGUUCUUUUUCCAUGCUAUGGCAGGUCGAGAAGGAUUGAUUGAUACCGCUGUCAAGACCGCCGAGACCGGUUACAUCCAGCGUCGUCUGUUGAAGGCUCUCGAAGAUGUCAUGGUCACUUAUGAUGGCACAGUUCGGAACUCGUUGGGCGAUAUCGUUCAGUUCGUAUAUGGUGAAGAUGGCGUCGAUGGAGGCACGGUGGAAUACCAAAACUUGGACAGUGCUCGACUGUCAAACGAAAAAUUCGACAGAAAGUUUCGGGUCGAUGUCACCGAUCCCAAGCACGACUACAAACCCGGUGUCCUGCAAGUCGGUCUCAAUGAUAGUUCGUUGGCCCUGCAGAGUAUUCUGGAUGUCGAAUGGAAGCAGUUAUGCGAAGAUCGUGAAACAUUGCGGAAGUUUAUAUUCACGGAUGGGAAUGGCCGCAAACCGUUACCUGUUAACAUUCGACGAAUCAUCCAAAACGCUCAACAGAUCUUCCAUAUCGAUUUCAGGAAACCUAGUGACCUUCCACCUCACGAGAUCAUUCAAAUGGUCAAAGAUCUGUGCGAUCGGCUCAUCGUAGUUCGUGGAGAUGAUGCCCUAAGUCGCGCUGCUCAGGAGAACUGCACGCUACUGUUCCGAAUUUUGUUGCGGUCGAACUUUGCGACUCGAAGGGUGCUGGAAGAGUUCCAUUUGAACCGAGAAGCAUUUGAAUGGGUAUUGGGAGAGAUUGAAGCUAGAUUUAAUCAGUCCUUAGCGGCCCCAGGCGAGAUGUGUGGAACGUUGGCGGCUCAGUCGAUCGGAGAACCUGCGACACAAAUGACCCUCAACACCUUCCAUUAUGCUGGUGUCUCCAGUAAGAAUGUGACGCUCGGGGUCCCUCGACUGAAGGAAAUCAUUAACGUUGCUACCAAUAUCAAAACUCCAUCCUUGACUGUUUAUCUCAACGAGAACAUCGCCAAUGACAUUGAGGCCGCCAAAGAUAUCCAGACUGAGCUUGCUCAUACAACACUAAAAACUGUCACCGCGUCCACUCAAAUUAUCUACGACCCAAAUCCAAAGAGUACGAUUGUCGAAGAGGAUCUGGACUUUGUUGAUGCGUUCUUUGCUGUACCCGAUGAUGAAGUAGAAGCGCAACUUGACCACCAGUCACCGUGGCUACUUCGACUUGAAUUGGAUCGUGCGAAGAUGCUGGAUAAAAAGCUGUCGAUGAAUUUUGUGGCCUCUCGAAUAGCCGAAGUGUUCAAGUCAGAUCUGUUCAUAAUCUGGUCGGAAGAUAAUGCAGAGAAAUUGACGAUUCGAUGUCGAGCGAUGCAAUCCUCAGAGGCUGAUAAGGAUGAUGACGAAGGACAGGUGGAAGAAGAUGUGUUCUUGAGGGAGAUCGAUCAGAUGCUAGGUGGUAUCUCUCUACGUGGUGUCGAAGGUAUCCAGAGAGUCUUCAUGUUACAACAUAACGUCAAUUACAUCAACUCUAGUGGGGAAUUCGAGCGGAAGACUGAAUGGGUUUUAGAGACGGAUGGGAUCAAUCUCAAAGAAGUCCUAUGUGUCGAUGGAGUGGAUCCGAUUCGGACAGUGUCGAAUAACUGUGUCGAGAUCCUGACCGUUCUGGGAGUCGAAGCCGCCCGGGCCUCGUUAUUGAAAGAGUUACGAAAUGUGAUCGAGUUUGAUGGGUCGUAUGUGAACUAUCGCCACCUGGCCUUAUUGUGUGACUUGAUGACGAACCGAGGCUCAUUGAUGGCAAUCACCCGACAUGGGAUUAAUCGGACGGAUACGGGCCCAUUGAUGCGGUGUUCAUUUGAAGAGACGGUGGAGAUCCUGAUGGAUGCAGCGGCAUUGGGAGAGAAGGACCAUUGUACGGGGGUUGCGGAGAAUGUGUUACUUGGCCAGCUUGCGCCGAUGGGCACGGGGGCGUUCGAUGUGGCCCUGGACCUGGAGAUGUUGAAGGAUGUGGUGAUCGACCAUCGUUUGCCAGUCGCAGGCGAGAUCCUGGGCGGCCGGUAUGCCGAUGGCGCCAUGACUCCCGGUGGCGGGAUGACCCCGUAUGCCGAGUUCGGUGACACCAGAAGCCCAACAGCUAGGUUCGAGGACGGCCCGGUGCCCCAUGCGAUGUUCUCGCCUAUCAUCACCGCGGGUGCCGACGACGGGUUUGGUGGAAGUAACGAUAUGUAUGGCGGUUAUGGCGGGCAAUCUCCGUACGGUGCUGGAGGUGGAACUAGUCCCGGUUACUCACCUUCAAGUCCUUCUUAUAACCCUGCUGCGAGUCCUGCUUAUACUCCUACAAGUCCCACCUGGAGCGGCGCUUCCCCUUGGGUCGCUUCUGGUACUUCGCCUGGAUACAGUCCUACUAGUCCUAGAAUGGGCGCUACUAGUCCGAGAUUCUCGCCUGCUUCGCCAAACUUCUCGCCUGCUUCGCCUAACUUUUCACCUACUUCUCCUUCAUUCUCCCCCGCAUCGCCUCGGUUCUCACCAAGCAGCCCGAACUACUCGCCAGCUGGAUUAGCCACAUCACCACGUUAUUCUCCCACAUCCCCAGCGAUGUCACCUUCAUCCCCCAAAUACAGCCCCGCUAGCCCUGCUUUCUCGCCUGCAUCUCCAAAGUAUUCCCCGACCACCCAACGCCUGCUAGUCCGAAGUAUAGUGUAAGCGUCAAGCUGUUAAGAAGGAAUCAUUUUACCUCAAGAACUUUGACUAACUAAUUCAUGUUGAUUACGUAUCGGUCGAUGAAACUUACGAUGAACAGCCUGCUUCGCCGGCUUACAGUCCC
Molecule: messenger RNA, 5233 nt
Organism: Puccinia graminis f. sp. tritici CRL 75-36-700-3
Lineage: Eukaryota; Fungi; Basidiomycota; Pucciniomycetes; Pucciniales; Pucciniaceae
Product: DNA-directed RNA polymerase II subunit RPB1
Exons: 17
Coding region: 1-5112 (1703 amino acids)
Biological process (GO): transcription by RNA polymerase II
Cellular component (GO): RNA polymerase II, core complex
Molecular function (GO): DNA binding
Source: RefSeq, a predicted model, not a curated record